UUGUUGCAAAAUUUGUAAAAAUAUACGAUUCGCAGUGUUUUUAUCCAAAUUUAAACUGGCUUAUCUUUAAAUUAGCUUAAUAAUGACGGAAAUCUGGAGUUUAGAUGCACUUUGUCGAUGUUGUCAUACAGACGGUGAUUUCAAAGAUUUACGAUCAGUGUAUGUUUUCGAUAAUGGGCCCGAAAAUUAUCUUAACAUGUUACUUGAGACCUUGGGAGUCACGAUAAAGCCCCCAUCAGUGAAUGCCAGCUACUCCAUCUGCGACGCAUGCAUACUCCAGCUCCGGAAUGCUACCAACUUUAAGAAAAAAGUACUGGAAUGUGAGACAAAGUUUGAAGAAUAUUGUAAAAAUGAGUUGUCACAAACAAACUAUGAUAUAAAGACUGAACCAGAAUAUUUAGAUGACUUUGACAACAAUGAUUUUGGUGAUGAUAUUGAAGUCAAAGACGUUAGUAAAAAUCCAGAAUUCACCGCAACUAUCAAGAAGCCAGUGAAAAAUAUUAAGAAAGAAAAAGAAUCUGACAACAAUCACAUAGAAUUGACAAUAGACGUGAAACCGAAGAUCGAGGGCAAGCCGAGAAAAAGAAACAAGUCGUCCGUCAAAGGUAAAUCAUCAAAAACCAAGCCCAAAGUCAAAGAAGAAGAAUCGUUAGUCGUCACUGUCAAAACGGAAACAGGCGAGCUUUACUCUUGUAAGAACUGCGGCGCCAACUACCAGAACUUGGAUCAACUCAACCAACAUAUUAAUACAGAGCAUCUCAAAGGCUACAAAUGUAUGUACUGUCCGGAAUACUUUAAAAACGAAAAUAGGUACAAAGUUCAUAAUCGCUUGCAACACAACGACUUAAAACCAUUCCCCUGCGAGCACUGCGGCAGAAAAGUGGGAUCCAAAACGUCGCUACUAGAACACAUUAACUCCGUACACACUAAAGAAAUCUGCUACCAAUGUGAUAAAUGUAUGAAAAAAUUCCAUAGUAAACAAGUGCUGAAGAUACAUUUGAUGAAACAUGACGGUACGUUUAGAAAAUUAAUUUGCGAGCAAUGUGGGGUAGGUUGCAAUGACAAGACUAACUUAAGAUAUCACGUAAUGACAGUUCAUGAGAAGUUAAGGUUAUUCAACUGUCAAGAAUGUGAUAAAAAAUUCUCUGCCAUGAAACAUUUGAAGAUACAUAUGAGGUUACACACUGGGGAGAAACCAUACGAGUGCAAUAUAUGCAAUAACGCUUUCAUCUCAAGAGAUGCAUUGACUGUACAUCAAAAACUGCACACGAAAAGUGGGUACAAAUGUAAGACAUGUGCCAAAGUGUUCCCUACUAGAGGUUUAUAUGCUUCUCAUUAUAGAAAACAUGUGAGUACUAAGCCAUUUAAAUGCCAUUUAUGUAAUAAGGAAUUCGCUGGUAAAUACUCCUUAAACCGUCAUGUAUUUGAGCAUACAGGCGCUCGUCCAUACAUAUGUCCAGUCUGUGGUAAAGAUUUCUCACAAAAAACACAGCUAGUUCGACAUAGUAAGAUUCACGAUCCUCAAAGGGCGGAAGUAGUUAAAGAAAAGUGUGAAUUGUGUAAAAGAACUGUGCCUAAUAUAGAGAAACAUAUGCUAGCGCAUAAUAAUAAGCCGUAUCCUUGUCAUUUGUGUGAAAAGAGAUACCCAGAGCAGAAUGCCUUAAACAGACAUUUGCAGAGGCAUACCGGGAUCAAACCACAUCAAUGUCAAUUGUGUGAUAAAGGUUAUAUACAAUUGAAAAGUCUUAGAGGACAUAUGAUGAAAGCGCAUAAAUUACCAUUAAAAAUUGAACAAGAAGACCAUUUUGAUAGUGUUGUUAAUACUUAUACUAUUCAAAAUUUGAAGAGAAAGACAGGUUUCCCCAAUGAUGUUAUAACUCAAGAUAGGUUAUCCUCCUGAGACUAGAUGUACAUUACAAUUAUUUUAAAAUCU
This is a messenger RNA of Cydia splendana, 1933 nucleotides long. RefSeq names its product zinc finger protein 260-like. The coding region runs from base 83 to 1900 and encodes 605 amino acids. Gene Ontology annotation, biological process: regulation of transcription by RNA polymerase II. Gene Ontology annotation, molecular function: DNA-binding transcription factor activity, RNA polymerase II-specific; zinc ion binding; RNA polymerase II cis-regulatory region sequence-specific DNA binding. Gene Ontology annotation, cellular component: nucleus. Lineage: Eukaryota; Metazoa; Arthropoda; Insecta; Lepidoptera; Tortricidae. The transcript is spliced from 8 exons. The record is from RefSeq and is a predicted model, not a curated record.